AUGGGACGCCACAAUAGUAUGGUGUGGCUGCCUAUUUUGGCAAUUAUGGUGGCAAGUAUAAGUAUAACUACAAAAUGUCAGCAACCUGGGAGGACUACUAUAGCUCCUGAACCAGCUCCAACUUCAGUUGUGGAACCAAAACAUGUUCUAGAUCUCGCUCUAUUUUUUCUAGGCCUUUUCGAUAUAGCACCAGAACCACCAACACCAUCAACACCCCCUAUGCUCAAUCCUAUAGCACGACCACGACCAGCACCACCACCACCACCACCACCACCAUUUAUGAUGAAUCCAACACCACAAGUGAUUCGUCCAUCACAACCGAAUGAGAUCAAUCAAACACCAUCGCCAGUGUUUAAAGUGCCUCGUUCAUCACCACCAAAAAGGCCAAAUCCACUAUCUCCACAAACAAUCUCAACUCCUUCCGAUCCAAUUAUGGAGCAAACACCUGCGCUCAAUCCUACAAUAUCACCAUCACCCCCACAAGUUGAUACGCAGCCUCGUCCACCGCCAAUGCCUAUGCCUAUGCCAAAUCCUCCACCAAUAAUGCCUAUGCCAAAUCCUCCAGCACCACCAACACCUAUGCCAAAUCCUCCAGCACCACCAACACAUAUGCCAAAUCCUCCAGUACCACCAACACCAGAAAGCGAUAAUGAGAAUGAUGAUCCUACAUUGCCAUAA
This is a messenger RNA of Amaranthus tricolor (Joseph's coat), 678 nucleotides long. Its product is annotated as extensin-like. The record is from RefSeq and is a predicted model, not a curated record. Bases 1 to 678 code for a protein of 225 amino acids. The transcript has a single exon. NCBI's taxonomy places the organism in Eukaryota, Viridiplantae, Streptophyta, Magnoliopsida, Caryophyllales, Amaranthaceae.